Messenger RNA from Punctularia strigosozonata HHB-11173 SS5, 2361 nucleotides. RefSeq names its product ARM repeat-containing protein. Gene Ontology annotation, biological process: protein dephosphorylation. The transcript is spliced from 9 exons. Bases 1 to 2361 code for a protein of 786 amino acids. Gene Ontology annotation, molecular function: protein phosphatase regulator activity; protein binding. The record is from RefSeq and is a predicted model, not a curated record. NCBI's taxonomy places the organism in Eukaryota, Fungi, Basidiomycota, Agaricomycetes, Corticiales, Punctulariaceae.
AUGUACGACGACGACACGCUGAACACGCUCGAGAAGAUAUGGCUCUUUUCCAGGAGCGAGGCGACGUUUCAUCGGGUCUUUAUCGUGCAUUCUCUGCCGGAUUUUCUGGACGACGUGACGCCGACGGAAGCCGUCGAUUAUGUGCUGCCGUUAGUCAGCAGUCUGGCUAUGGACGAAGAGGACGCGGUGAAGGAGGCUCUGGCCGCCGAAUUGGUCCGGAUCGCGUGGUGGUUCCUCACGCAUUGUCAAGUGGUGGAUUACGAGCCAGGGGAGGGCACGGAGAAUCCGACGCUGUUGCCGGUGCAGGCCUUCACGCCCAUCCUGGGCACCCUGCUCCUCUGCCCCAGCCCCGCCGUGGCUACCUCCUCCCGACGGGCCGUCGUCGAGCUCCUCAGCGAAAUCCGCAAAGCGGACGAGGGCGAGGUGGAGCCGGGUCUGUUUGGCGAGGAGGAAAGGCAUCUGUUUAGGCAGGAGCUGCUGGAGAGCGUCGUGGUCGGCAUGGCGAGGCUCGACGUGUCCGAUCGCCCGUCGUCCUCGCAUAGCGACGCUCGCGGCCCCGCUCUGCAAACGCAACCGCAGACGAAUCCGUACUUUCCCGACGUGCCCGCCGCUCCCGCCGCCUCUACCCCCGCGUCGCGCUCCGCCCCGGGAUCCCCCACGCUUGCGCGGAAUGCGCAGGGGGUUGGUGGGGAACGAGCGCAGGGUAUACCGACGACGGUGGUUACGGAUACGGACCCUGCGAUGACCGGGCAGGCCCGCGGCGGGUCGCCUGCGGACGUGAGGAUGACGCCGUCGGAGGAUCCGGACGAUGCGAGCGAACAGGCGGCGAUGGGCCGGUUGUCGAGCAUGAGCUUGAUGGCGGCUGUGACAGCCAGCGGGUCCGUGGACGACGACGCGAGGGCGGAGUUUGUGGGCGAGGUGACGAGGGCGGGACGAGAUCCGGUGUACUGGGUGAGACGCGAGGCCUCUUUUGCAUUGGGAGCUUUGGCGAAGGUCGUCCCGUUCGAGAUCGUCACCGGGUCAUUGUUGCCUUUGUUCGAGGCGCUCUGUCACGAUCCGACGUGGCAUGUGCGCCAUUCCGCGCUGUUCGCGUUCCCCGCCAUAUUGUCCCGGUUGCAGCCCAGGGAACGAAGGAGCCUCGCGAUGGGCAUCGUCUUUUCGCUGUCGGCCGACCCGGCACCCGCGGUGCAGUCGGGCGUUCUGGAGGCGCUGGGCGAAGUGAUACACUCUUUUCGCGACGAUCCCGGUGGACCGCCGUACGACCUCUUGCGGUUGUUUCUCGGGAGGCCGGAAGAUCGAGAGUUUUGGAAGAACCGGAUACGGUCGCUCGGACUCUCGCCCCAGCCGCAGGCGCCGCCGUCGGACCCGACGUCCCCGUUUGCGGGAUCGGGCACGGCGUUUUUCGACGAUCCGGCGAGGCCUCUGAUAUGCGCGUUCAACUUUCCGGCCGUUACGCUGACCCUGGGAAGGGACCGGUGGCACGAACUGCGCGAUUUCUACGCGACUCUGGCGAGGAGCGAGGUCGUCAAGGUCCGCCGAUCGCUCGCCGCCAGCGCGGGAGAAAUUGCGAAGAUCGUCGGUCCGGAGAACGCUCGGCGGGACGUCCUGCCGAUGUGGUUCGAAGCGGUCCGGAGCGAAGAGGCUGAUCUGCGCCUGAGGGCGGUGGAGUGCUUGGGGACGCUGGCGCAAUCGCUAGGGCCCACGGAACGGGCGGAUUUGCUGGUCUCGCUCCAGCGGAUAUGGGUCGAUAACCUCCGAGGAUGGCGGGAACGCGAGACCGUCGCCGGAUCGCUCGACGAGCUCGUGCCGCUGAUGGGCGAGAAACCUGGCAUAUUGCGGUCGCUGUUGUUGAAGGCGCUGCAGGAUUCGGUGGCCGCCGUCCGGCAGGCCGCUAUCAAUAUGGUUCCCAAGUUUUGCGUGGCGUUUGGUAACCGGCCGACCGUUAUACGUGACAUCCAUGAAGAUAUCAACCGGCUUGCCCGUGCGCCGUCCUACCGGUACCGGAUGACGUUUGUUGCUUGCAGGCAGGCGUUGGUACUUGCGCCGGGCGGCGAGUCGACUCUGGCCGACAGUCACUUCUGGAAGCUCAUCGGUCAGCUGGCAGAUGACCAGAUCACCAACGUCCGCAUCGGUGUGGCGCGCUUAUUGGGGAUCAUUUGCGAUCGUUUCUUCUCCGACGCCUCCAAAAUGCCAUCGCAUAUCAUGGACAUCCUCGUCCGCGUCGCGCACGACGAGAGCAAAGAGGUGCAGUCUUACGUCUCCGUGCACUGGGAUCGGCCGCGGAACCCGGUUCCGAGCGACCUCGCCACCUUCUCCCGCCCGCCGCCCACCCCGUCGGUGACGUCAGCUGCAGAUGCGUAG